Messenger RNA from Polypterus senegalus (gray bichir), 1506 nucleotides. RefSeq names its product meiosis specific with OB-fold (gene meiob). The record is from RefSeq and is a predicted model, not a curated record. NCBI's taxonomy places the organism in Eukaryota, Metazoa, Chordata, Cladistia, Polypteriformes, Polypteridae. The transcript is spliced from 14 exons. Gene Ontology annotation, molecular function: single-stranded DNA binding; single-stranded DNA 3'-5' DNA exonuclease activity. Gene Ontology annotation, biological process: resolution of meiotic recombination intermediates. Bases 1 to 1506 code for a protein of 501 amino acids.
AUGCAGGAGUACUGGAAGAUGAAGUCUUUUGAAUUCGAAAGGGAAUCCCAUUGGAAAUCUUCACACUUGAGAAUGUCAUUCAAUGCUUUACCCAAAACCUCUGUUGCCAUUUCUGAUCUGCAUCCAAAUACAGUUCAUCCUAAAGUGGUUGGAGUUGUUAUUAGAAAAAAUGAUAGCAAAGGAUUUCCAGAUAAGAAAAAUGUGGGUUCAGAGAGACAUACAUUUAGUUUUAUUAUAAAAGACUCUCCAAAUGAUUCCAUCAAUGUAUCUUGUUGGGGUAGUCAAGACUACAUUCGAGUCCUGUCUGACAGCUUCAGCAUUGGAGAUAGGGUGCUAAUUGAAAACCCAUUAGUUGUUACCAAAGAUAUAGAAAAAGAGGAGAGGUACAGUCCAUGGACUCCAAGCCUGUACAGAUUAAUGGUGAGUGAGUUUCACUCGACAGUCAGAAGCUGUACUGAAAGUGAAGAAGAUGCAAAACUACCUCUUUUUUUACACUUGCCAAUGAAGAAUCCACAGGACUACUACUGUUUAAGAGAUAUUGUUGCAAAUGGACAAGCUCUUGAUGGAAAAGUAAUAAACAUUCUUGCUGGAGUUAGGUCGAUAGGUGAACCAAAGUUUUUCACAACUGCAGAUAGAAGGACAGGUCAGAGGUGUGAAGUCAAGCUGUUUGAUGAAACCACAACUUCGUUCCCACUAGUAUGUUGGGAUAAUGAAUCAAUCAAAUUUGCACAGACCUGGAUACCUGGAGAAACAGUACUUUUUAUUGCUGAUGUCCGAAUUAAUUUUGACAACUUCCGCAAUUGUAUGACUGCAACAAUAAUUUCUAAAACCAUUGUUACAAUAAAUCCAGAUAUAAAAGAAGCCAACUUAAUUUUUAACUAUAUGAGAGAAUUUAUUGAAAGUGGAGGACUGGAUGAGUUUGAGGAUCAGAUGGAAGAGCAAGUGAACUUGGAAUCCAUAAUAGACACAUACACUGUAAACCAAUUAAAAGUCCGGGCUCAACAGGACACUGGCAAGUCAGGCCCCAUAUAUGGAGUUACAUACGCUUUCAUUACGGCACUUAAUCUUGAUUCUUCUGUCACAAAGUUGAUAAGAACAAGGUGUGCCAGAUGCAGGUUUGAAAUCAAUGAAAAAGCAGGCACUUGCAUCAAUGAGACUUGUAUUGACUCUGGAAACCCAGUCCAAGCGACCAUGAGAUUUGAUUUAUUAGUUGACCUGACUGAUCAUACAGGCACACUUCAGAGCUGCAGCUUAUCUGGGAACACAGCAGAAGAAAUGUUAAACUGCACAGUUGAUAACUUUUUGAACCUAACAGAAGACCAAAAAACAUCUUUGAAGUGGCAAUUCCUUUUAGAGCGCUGUAAAAUUUUUGUGAAGAUAUUUCCAGCAUCCCAAGCAAGAAGUGGCCUAAGAGUCAACAUACUGUCAUGUACUUUAGCUGAUCCUGAAGAAGUUUGCCAGACUUUUACUUCCCUGGACAGUGACAAGCUGACAGAGAGGCACUGA